Stylophora pistillata is the source of this 642-nucleotide messenger RNA. RefSeq lists its product as uncharacterized. Lineage: Eukaryota; Metazoa; Cnidaria; Anthozoa; Scleractinia; Pocilloporidae. Gene Ontology annotation, molecular function: L-histidinol-phosphate:2-oxoglutarate transaminase activity; pyridoxal phosphate binding. The record is from RefSeq and is a predicted model, not a curated record. Gene Ontology annotation, biological process: L-histidine biosynthetic process.
GUUGUGGCUGACAUAAAUAAUAUUCAAGUCAUUUCAGUUCCUCUGACAGAAGAGUUCCAUUUGCGAGUUGACGAGGUUCUGGAUGCAGUAACUCCACAAACCCAUGUGAUCUUUUUAUGUUCCCCAAACAACCCAACAGGCAACACACUGGAAACGGACAGGAUUAUAGGGCUUCUUGAAAGAUUUGAAGGAAUAGUGGUGGUUGAUGAAGCAUAUGUUGAUUUCAGCAAUUCUGGGAGCCUGUGUUAUCUUUUAGACAAGUAUCCACGCUUAAUAAUUCUGCAGACUUUUUCCAAGGCAUUUGGUUUGGCUGGAAUAAGGUUUGGAAUGGCAAUUGCUCAUGAAGACAUCAUUGCAAUAUUCAACAAAGUGAAAUUUCCCUACAACAUCAGUAAACUCACUGCCCCUAUAGUUCACAAAGCACUCGAUAAUGUACACCUUAUGGAGGCUAAUGUGAAGAGCUUUGCUGAACAGAAAAAAAGGAUUAUUGAAGAGCUGGGGAAACUUCCAACAGUGAGAAAGGUAACUGGUGAAGUUGUUACAAGGAUAUGUAUCCCACUUGAAUUUUCUGAAGCAAAUACAUACUAUCAUAUCUACAGCAGUAUGUGUGUCUGUCAUUUAGAUUAAUAACCCUUAACGUCC